Durotheca rogersii is the source of this 1654-nucleotide messenger RNA. RefSeq lists its product as uncharacterized. Lineage: Eukaryota; Fungi; Ascomycota; Sordariomycetes; Xylariales; Xylariaceae. The coding region runs from base 236 to 1504 and encodes 422 amino acids. Gene Ontology annotation, biological process: mitotic DNA replication checkpoint signaling; mitotic DNA damage checkpoint signaling; nuclear DNA replication. The transcript has a single exon. Gene Ontology annotation, cellular component: spliceosomal complex; nucleus. The record is from RefSeq and is a predicted model, not a curated record. Gene Ontology annotation, molecular function: zinc ion binding; nucleic acid binding.
GUGAAGUACACCCCGGAUUCCUCAGGAAGCCCCUGAGCCAACGUUUUUCAACGACGUUCAAAUGGCAAUUGAUCUCUCCUUUGCCAUCUCCCCGGCGCCCUGCUCGACCUCAUCAGGUGCUUUACCGCUCGCGGCACCGUGAAACCCGUCAAACCCCUUACGCCUCCCCGAUUGCUUUCUCCCACACCUACCCGACCACACCACCCACUCCUACGACGAUUACACUCUCGGCACCAUGGCGGACGCCCGCGCCCUUCUCCGCGCCCACCGCGCCGAGAACCGCAUCAAGCAUCCACACGCGGCCUACUCGGACGCCGGGAAGCUGCUAUGCAAGCUGUGCCACGAACCCGUCAAGUCGGAGAGCCUGUGGGACGGGCACAUCCGCGGCCCGAGUCACAAGAAGAAGCUGCAGGCCCUACAGCAGAUUGUGACCGCUCCCUCGCAGGAGAGCCACGGCGCCGGCAAGCGUAAACACGGCGAUGUGGACGAGGACAUGUCUGACGUCGACGCCGACGUGGCGGAUGUUGAGGAGACGAUACGAAAGAAGCGCAGCAAGAUCGACAUGGGGGGCGACAAUGGCGAGAGGGAGACGGAGAGGAAGGAGAAGACGGAGACGCCCCCUCUGCUGAGCCGCCGGACCUCCCAGCCUCCUGUUCAAGGCGUUGAGAUCGCGAUACCCUCCCGGCCCGCCACGCCCGCCGCCGGCUCCAACUCGGCUACGUCGACGCCCAAAGCCGGGCCUCCCGGGCGCUCACCGCUCACGGGGUCGGAUGUCACCUCCACACCCACAUCUACGUCUACGCCCACCUCGCUACAACUGCAGCAGGCAUCACUCCCCAUCUCGACACAAUCCCUCGCCGUGCCACCGAUCGCCGCCACCACCCCCGUCACCUCGUCAGCUACGGCCGCUACACCUACACUACUUGCCGCAGAAAGGGCAGGCGGAGCCGCUACCUCGGUAGACGAAGCCGAAUGGGCGGCCUUUGAGGCUGAGAUUGCCGCCGCCGACCCGCAAGCGGUGCCGGCGGAUCCUUCCGCGCCGACGCGCUACGGGGCUGACGUCACGAUCUCGGCGCCGGCGCUGACGGCCGCGCAGCUCGCCGCCCGGUCCCAGGAGGAGGAAAACGAGCGGCGGAAGCAGCUGCUGGACGCGGAGAUAGCGGACGAGCGCGAGGACGCGACGCGCGCGCUCGAGGCCGAGUUCGAGGAGAUGGAGGAGCUCGAGGGCCGCGUCCGGCGGCUCAAGGCGCGCCGCGAGGAGCUGCGGCGAGCCAGGAGCGGCAGCGGGGGUGGAGACGGGGACGGCGCCGUCUCCGCCGCGGCAGCGGCGACGACGAUGGCGAAGAACCCGCUCAAGAGCGGACCCGACGGGAAGGAGAACAACGACGACGGGGUUGAGGGCACGCAAGGCGCCGACGCCGAGGACGAUGACGAUGACGAGGACGAGGACGAUUACGACGAGGACGAGGACGAAGACGGCUGGGACGCGUUCCGGUUCCGGUGAGAGCGCAGCGCUGAAGCACGCGCGGGUUUACACCGGCCCCUCUGCCCCACCCACAACUCACCAGCCAGCGCACACCAUCAUCCACGCACCGCUAUCCGCUGUUCCAGGGCCGACACGAAUCCAGUGCUUGCGGCGUGGGGGGGGGGAGGC